AUGACAAGCAAAGCAGCAGCAGCAGAGGCGACCAAGACAGUUGUCACUGACAUCUUUGAGCCGGAUGUGCCAGUCGAGCGGGUGGAACUGGACGCACUGGUGGCACUGAAGAUCAUCAGGCAUGCCAGAUCUGCAGUAGCAGGUGCAGCACCCAUCGCCGGCCAGCUGCUGGGCAUCGAUACAGCCUCACUCUUGACUGUUUCCGACACGUUUGCUUUGCCCGGCGAUCACCUCUUCCCCUCCAGUCUCUCGACGCUCGAUCAACAGUAUGAUGCCUACAAGAAGCGCACAGAUGACUUUGACGGUGCGGCUGCUCGGGCGGUCUCCUAUACGAACCAGAUGCUGCCUAGGCUAGAGAGUCUGCACGCGGAUGUCAAUGUCGUUGGUUUCUAUACGUCAACCUCGAACGGUCAGACUGUCACUUCCAGCGGCGCGCUCGUCGAAGCUCUCGCGAGAUGGCAAGCAGGCUUCCAUGCUCCUACUUCAGGCAAGCGACUGGCCAUACGUCCCACCGACAACCGUCCCAAAAAGGGUGUCGCGCUCGUCUUUGACUCAUCGAGCGUACACGCUGGGACAAUCUCGAUCAGAGCCUUCAGACUGACCGAUGCCUAUCUCAAUACCUACAAGAGCGGCAAGAGCGAUGCACAAUCACUUUCCGAGCACGCUCUGCUCCCCACCAAUGUCUUGCGAGAAUACCCGGUGACCAUCACCAGGACAGCCCUUCUCACUGCUUUCCUCUCGACGCUCGUCGCUCCGGACGCUACACGAUCGGCUGUGCCCAGCCUGAAUGCGCCCCAAGCGAGGGACACGGCGCUACCGGCGCCUACUUUCGCAGCUCUUGCUCUGCCUGCGCCUUCGUCUACCCAGCCUGCAUCGCUCACCCAGCCACUGUCUGCUCUCGUCGCCUCGUUCGAAAAAUCGGUGGGCGUCAUGAACAACCUCAACCGAAAGUGGGAAAGAAGAGGCGGCAACAGAGCCCAAGAGACUUACCUAGACGCUCUCAAGGAUCUAGCGGCAGCAGACGGCGCAGCGACAGCUGUAGCCGACCAAACCCAACUCGAUCUCGUCAGAGCGUACGGCAUCAAAGCCGGGUUCGGUGCUUCAGCGUAG
Molecule: messenger RNA, 1110 nt
Organism: Mixia osmundae IAM 14324
Lineage: Eukaryota; Fungi; Basidiomycota; Mixiomycetes; Mixiales; Mixiaceae
Exons: 3
Coding region: 1-1110 (369 amino acids)
Molecular function (GO): protein binding; metallopeptidase activity
Source: RefSeq, a predicted model, not a curated record